CGCUUCUUAUUUUAUGUAUAUUAUUGUUUUGAUGUAAUCUGAAACAUUGUUUCAUGUUUUGUGAUCGUUUGUGUUAACAUGCGCCAUCCCUGGACCUUAAUCUUACCAAAAUUCGAAAACAUUUCCAGAACAUGGCUCCGUUUUCGUAAGAUCUCAAAAUUUGUUUAAUUUCUCAUCAACUCUUUGGGAAAUUUUUGUAUUAUCGCUUCCAAUUGACACCUUUUUGCUUAUCUAGUUCUUGAUUGGAUCAAAAUGGCGACUUUUGGUUUGGGAAAUUUGUUGCAGAUGGAACUUUUUUUUUGGAAAGUUUUGUAAUUUCUCGCUUGCUGGAACAAGUUUGUCGGAUCAUGGUGUUCUGAUCUUGAGUCCUGACAUUGCAUGUUUUCCUCCAUGCGAAUGUUUGUGACUUGUUUGCUUGUUGGGACUCAUUCUUGGUUGAAAAAACAUGGGAAAGGACAAGGACAAGCAUAAGCACGAUGACAAGGGUCUCUUUUCACACCACCAUGGUCAUGGAGGUUACCCUUCUGGUGCAUACCCUCCACCUCCUGGGGGAUAUCCCCCUGCUACAGGAUAUCCCCCUCACGCAGGAUACCCCCCGCAAGGUUAUCCACCUCAAGGCUACCCACCAGCUGGAUAUCCUCCUGGUGGAUACCCUCCAUCUGGUUAUCCUGGUGCAUCUCAUUCAGGGCACGGUGGCCUUGGGGCAAUGAUUGCUGGUGGUGCUGCAGCUGCUGCGGCUGCUAUGGGGGCUCACCACGUGGCCCAUGGUGUUCAUGGUGGUCAUCAUGGUGGUUAUGCACACCAUGGAAAGUUUAAGCAUCAUGGUGGCAAAUUCAAGCAUGGGAAGCAUGGCAAAUUUAAGCAUGGGAAGCAUAAGCAUGGAAAGCAUGGAUUAUUUGGAGGCAAAUUCAAGAAGUGGAAGUGAUAUACCUGGUUGUCAACUGAAUGUAGUGACUUGGCUCCCAGGAUCUCAAGUUAUGGUUUUUAUGAAUAACCUUUGUUUGCCAUUGGUUUACAUUUCCAAAACACUGUUGGCUGAGUCGGACAUAAGAAAGCACUUAUUUAUCAUUUAUGGCUUUUAUCAUAUGUUUGUACAUGAAACUGAUGGAUCGCCCGAGGUUGGUAGCUGUUGGGACCUGAAAUGGUUCCUACAUGCUCUAAAUCCAAAAAUUACAACCUUUUGGAGCACCCUUGGUUUGUAUCAGAUUCUUUCUUUGGCA
Messenger RNA from Theobroma umbraticum, 1220 nucleotides. RefSeq lists its product as uncharacterized. The record is from RefSeq and is a predicted model, not a curated record. Lineage: Eukaryota; Viridiplantae; Streptophyta; Magnoliopsida; Malvales; Malvaceae.